This is a messenger RNA of Ochotona curzoniae (black-lipped pika), 2076 nucleotides long. RefSeq names its product TBC1 domain family member 16 (gene TBC1D16). Gene Ontology annotation, biological process: activation of GTPase activity. Gene Ontology annotation, molecular function: GTPase activator activity. Gene Ontology annotation, cellular component: early endosome. Lineage: Eukaryota; Metazoa; Chordata; Mammalia; Lagomorpha; Ochotonidae. The record is from RefSeq and is a predicted model, not a curated record.
AUGACUCUGGGCCAUCUCCUGCGCCCGGCCUCCUCCUGGGCCUCUCACCUCCUGACCCUCACCCCUGCGGGCGGCAACCCCGCUGUGCUGCAUGGGGAGAGCCUCUACUCCAAGAACAGUGUCUGUCCUCCCCCCGAGGGCCUGCAGGGGCUGGGGGAGUACCACCCAGGUCACCUGUGCUUGUACUUGGAGGAUGAGCUGCUGGGGGCCACCCUCAUCCUGGCCUGGGUCCCCAAAUCUCGUAUCCAGUGGCAAGACGAGGAAGCCCUGUGCUACAUCACGCCUGACAGCUCCCUGUGUGCAGGGCACCGCCGGAUGGUGAGCCCACAGGAUGGGCCGGAGGACAGCCAGGAGCCACUGGCUAAGGCCCCGGAGGAGGAGGGCUCCCUGGAGCUGUUAGCCGACGGUGUGAACGGGGACAGUUCCUUUGACUCGGCCUCGGCCUCUCACCCACCAGCGCAGUGCGGGCCGAGUGCAGCGGCAGCAGGCAGGCCCCGCACAGCCAGGGUGGGGACCCUGCUGGGCUCAGGUGCAGCCCCCUCCCCAAGCCACGAGAGUCAGUACAAGGUCUUCCACUUCCACCACGGUGGCCUGGACAAGCUGUGUGACACGCUGCAGCAGUGGAAAUACUGCAGAGACGCACCUCAGCGACCAGGCAGCCGUGGCCCGUGGCCGACAACGAGGACAUGCAUGCAGUUCUUGCGUCCCAAGCUGCCGUCUGCGGUCCACCCUCAGGAACACACGUACAGGAAGCUGGAUGUGGCUACCUGGCUCGGGCACCUGAACGACCCGGGCCGGCUGGAGGAGUACAGGCCACGGAAGGCCAUUUUCUUCGGUGGAAUGGACAUGUCCCUCCGUGGGGAGGUGUGGCCCUUCCUGCGGGAGGCACUGUGGGCCCAGAAGCACCAGGAGGACGUGGCCAUCCAGCAGGGCAGGCUCUGCACGACCCCCGAGGGGCAGAGGGACUUUUGGUACAACGUGCAGUUCGCUGUGGACAAGGGUGUGGUUCGCACAGACUGCAGCAGCCAGUUCUUCUGAGGGGGGGACCCCAACAUGGAGAGCAUGAAGAGGAUCCUGUUGAAUCAUGCCGUAUGCAACCCAGCGGUCAGCUACUCCCAGGGUGAGGCUGACCUGGUGGCACCCAUGCUGGCCGAGGUCCUGGAUGAGUCGGACACCUUCUGGCGCUUUGUGGGCUUGCUGCAGGACACCAUCUUUGUCAGCCCACCCCAGGACAAGGACACGGAGAAGCAGCUGCUCUACCUGCAGGAGCUGCUUGCCUGAUGCAGCCAUGCUUCCACCACCACCUGCUGAUGCUUCCAACAACACCUGCUGUGGCUGAGUGAGGACGGCCUGCAGCUGCUCUUCUCCCACUGCUGCCUGCUGCUCCCCGAGACCCUGCGCAUGUGGGCGGCCUGCUGGGCCCACUACCAGGUGAAUUACUCCCACCUCCUCAUCGGUGUAGCCAUCGUGGCCAUGUGCAGGGAUGACGUCAUUGAGCAGCUGGUCACUGACCAGAUGCUGCUGCACUUUGGAAACCGUGCCAUGCACAUAAACGGAGAGCUGGCACUCAGGAAGGCAAGGAGUUUGCUGUAUCGGUUCCGCCUCCUGCCUCGCAUCUCCCAGAGCCUGCGUGACAUCUGCAAGCUGUGUGGGACAGGUAUGUGGGACGGCGGGUCCAUGCCUGCCGUGGAGUGCACUGGCCAGCACCCGGGCUCCGACUGCCCAUUCGGGGGCACCUUGGAGUUGCCUUCGCCCAAGCCCCCUACAGGCUGUGGUGCCCGGAGGACUACAGCCAGGACUUCCGGCACAGGGAUUGGCGGUGGCGGCAGUAGGUUCCUCCCGCAUGCGGAAUGUGGCAGGACCAGCGGAGCAGCGGCUGUCCGGCAGGACGAGCCAGGGGUCAUGGUGGUCACCCCUGGUACCCCGCCCUGGUGCCAGGUCAUUGUGGUCACCCCUGGUCAUGGGGAUCGUGAUGUCUCCAUUGCGGCCCCCAGCACAGGCUCCAGAGGGGGCAUUGAGGGCAGCUGCUGCGGGCCUCUGCCCGACUUCCCCCCAGCAAGUCCUGCGCAGUUGUAG